Messenger RNA from Carica papaya (papaya), 1543 nucleotides. Its product is annotated as topoisomerase I damage affected-like protein. NCBI's taxonomy places the organism in Eukaryota, Viridiplantae, Streptophyta, Magnoliopsida, Brassicales, Caricaceae. The record is from RefSeq and is a predicted model, not a curated record.
AUAUGUAAUGAACCAAAAGGUAAAUCCAUUUGGAAAUCGUCUCAAUUAGGGAUUUUGGGAUUUUGCUUGGGAUGCAAUUUUUCUUGGGAAAGAAAGAGAAGCCGUAGAAGAUGGGGACCAUGUGAAUGUCAAAAAGAGUAGAAGGUUGUAUUUAGGGUUUAUCUACAGGGAGAUGAAGUAAUUUGAUUAGUCAAAAGAUUUCAUAAGAUGCCCUAAUCACUCUUUCACACCGACCAAAAGGUAAAGCACAAGAAGAAGAAGAAGAAGAAGAAGAAGAAGAAGAAGAAAAAGAAGAUGAACAAGAUGUUCCCCCUAAAGCUGGUUCGUUCUCUUCUCUUGGGAGAAACCCUAAAUUCCCAUCAUUUCACUCACUCCCAUCACUACAAGCAGGAUAGCGAUGACGAUGAUGAUGAUGGCGGUUCUUCCAAUCAUUCCCCUCAGGAACCAACUAAAACUAAGAAAUCCAUCAAUAAAACCAGGACGCCAUUGCUCUUCUUCCUCCCAACCAGAGAGCUUGUUGCAGACACCUAUAGAUUAGCCACCAUUGCAAGAGAUAUGGGUAUGGAUUUAUACCCUACUCCCUCUCUUUCCCACAUCGUUUUCUCCUACCCACCGUCCACGUCCUCUUCUUCUUCCGCGUCAGCUUCACCGUUGUCGUCGUCGUAUCCAUCAUCGUGGUCGACUCUGUCGCUUUCGUCGUCACUGUCGUGGUCUCUGCCAAACGAUGCCGUUUUACUCUCCUUCCCUUCCAUCUCUGCUUCCUCUCUCUCCCAUCUUCGCUCCUUCGUUUCACUCUCAAAAGGGCUUUUCAAGCUGGUUUUCUUUACCCCAAAUAAACCGACGAAUGGGGCAGAAUUUGAGAUUCCUAGUGGCAAUUGGAAUUGCUGCUCUAUAUCUCUGUUCUCACGGUUAACGGGUGAUCGAAUUAAUUCCAUGGAGGCGUUUUCUCGGGCUUUGGCUGGGAUGGGAUGGACCCUUUUUAAGACCAAGAAGAAUCCAUCUGUAGAUUCUGGUAGCAGCAGGCUUUCCGGUGCCAAUUCUUUCUAUCUGUUCAGGAAAGUGGAACCGGGUCGAGUUCGAGCCAGGAGAGGAAAUGGGGAGUGUAGGGUUAGGGAGCUGAGGUUGCCUGCACUUGAUUUUAGGAACGCCCCGCUGAGGAUUUUGCAGUAUGUGGUCCUGAUGACUGAUGAUGUCUUCUUUCUCGCCUAAAUUGGGUUUGCUGUUGAAGAAAAUUGAUAUGGUGACCAAAAGUCAUGAAGACAGACAGCAGAAAUGUGGUCUGCAAUUUGUACAUUACCUCUGUAUGUAUAGCUCUUCCUCCAAGUUUUGAAGCAAAGACUAACAAAAAUGUCGUUUGUAAAUGUCUUCCAAAUGCUUAUGCCAAAAUACGCGGAAAGUGAAAACCAGUGAUACCGAUAUAGCAACGAAGUUUUGAGAUUAAUCAAAUUUAUAGCUUGCUGCCUUGACCGGAUAAUAUCAUUGUAUGAAAUCGGGAUGGUUUUUUUUUUUUAAAGGAAAAUGAUUAGUAGUUGCAGAAGUUUCA